Molecule: messenger RNA, 3167 nt
Organism: Nasonia vitripennis (jewel wasp)
Lineage: Eukaryota; Metazoa; Arthropoda; Insecta; Hymenoptera; Pteromalidae
Gene: msl-2
Product: E3 ubiquitin-protein ligase MSL2
Exons: 3
Coding region: 188-1528 (446 amino acids)
Cellular component (GO): MSL complex
Molecular function (GO): ubiquitin protein ligase activity
Source: RefSeq, a predicted model, not a curated record
AUAUGGCCGAUGUUUUGUUUGCGGGCUGAAGAUGGUUAUGGUCGCGGUCCGUCUGUAGAGUUCGCGCGGAAGAUGUUCACCAGGUAGUGCGGUUCAGCGGUCAAGCCAGUGCGCCGGGAGGCUCGCCAGUGCAGCGCUCGAGCUGCCCUUGUUUUCGGAGUAGGACGGAGAAAGUGUGGUUAUAGCGAUGAACGCGACGAGCCUCUACGUCUCGACCUGUCGGCUCAUCCUGCAGGCCGACAGCGAGGAUCCGAACUCGUGGACGGAUCUCUACCGGCUGGUGCCCUACUUGCGCCAGAGUCUCAGCUGCACCGUCUGCUCGAACCUGCUGAUCGAGCCGCACACGCCCACCGAGACCAACUGCCAGCACCAUGUGUGCCGGGCCUGUCGCGGGGGCCGCAAAAAGCUCAAGCCGUCCUGCGGCUGGUGCAAGGACUACGACAAGUACGUCGAGAACGUACAGCUGAGGAUACUGCUACAGUGCUAUAAGAAGCUCUGCGAGUACCUCACCAGCACCGGUAUCUAUCGCGGCCUCGUCCUCGCCGUUUCCAGUAACAACACGACCAACGGUAUGCCCUGCCUCGGCGCCAGCUGCCUCACCGAGCUCAUCAAGGAGGGCGCCGGAUUCAAGGACGAGUUCAAGAGUAACGCCGGCCUCUCCAGGUCCGCCUACUCCAUUCUACCCUGUGUCUACACUACCAGCACAACGUCUACUCAGACCGGCAGCUCCAAUCCUACCAACGUAGCUGCAACCUCUGCUACCUCUACGCCUACCAUUGCAGCAGCUGCUGGCACCGCUGCUGACCCCCUGGCCCCCCAGGACAACCCACCUGCUGCAAUCAAGACCGUCUCUAAUGGCUCAUCUAUCUACUCUGUGAUGUACGCUGGCUCUGGCAACAAAAUUACCAUUAAGAGGAAGGCUGCCACUUCCACUGCCGACGACCUGGAGGCUGUUGUGCAGCCCGAGCUGGACUUGCAGCAAUCACAGCAGCAAGUCGGCGUUGUCAAGUGCAUUCCUGCUUCUCAACUUACAUACAAUCAAUGUCAGCCCAAGAAACCUUCCAAAAGUAGCAAGAAACCAAGGUCCAGUUCAACUAGGAGCAAGAGGAAAGGAUGUCGAUGCGGAAACGCUACUGCCAUACCUGGAAAGUUGACUUGUUGUGGACAGAGGUGUCCCUGCUAUGUUGAAAGCAAACCCUGCCUUGAGUGUAGAUGUCGAGGGUGCAGGAAUCCUCAUACGAGAGACGGAUACAAGAUUCGUCCUCACAUACCGGAACUACACAACUUGCAAUUGCAAUUGUCUAGUCCCCUGGACUGCGACGGUUUAUCCGCGGAUCCGCUGGGAUCUGUGCAACAGUGUCUUUCGGUUUCGCCGCCCACGAUUCAGGUUCUCAACGUUUACUCAACGCCGAGGCUGGAGAUCGACAGUGUGUCGCAAAACUUGCCGGCCGCGCUUCUCGUUGGCGAGGAUGCGAUGGCCAGUACGGAGAGCGAAGCCGAGGACAGUGAUAUACAGAUUGAUGUGUGACGACGAAUGUAAGUGCGAUUGCAUGACCUGUGAAAAGUGAUUUGUAUAUGAAAACAGACGCUCGCCAAAUAACGUUUGACCAUUACUGACUUGCGCGACUCGACGGAUCAAUAUCUUUCUCAUAGAAUUGUGUAAAAAACUAGGUUUUUUGUUUUUACAAUUUUUUUUAUGUUCAAACUCCUGCCAAUCUUUGUUGACAUAGUUGGCUUCAUACUGCGCUGAAUGUCUCUGAAAGAGCAAUGCAACUGUGAGUACUGUUCCCAGUCAUUUGUAUGAAACAGUAGGCCUUCUUAUGGAUGGUCUCAUAUAGAUUGUGAAAGGAAGAGAGAGUUCAGAUAUGUUGAUUGCAUUUUAUUAAAAAUCACACAGAUUGAACCUUUCUAACGCUGUAAAUGAGCUUCUUUAUAAAUGUAGCAAUGUAUUCAUUGGGAAAAAUAAGAAAGAUCUGUAGUUUAUGAUUUUUUUUAACGUUGGAUAUGAAAACAAAAAAUAUUGAACGAUGUUUUAGAUUUUUUGUUAUACUAACGAUCAUAAUGACGAAAUUUAUUUUUGCCUAAUAUUCAUUUAGGCAAUACUGUACAUAUGGUUAAAAUGACGAAAUCUUAUUUUAUUGAGAAUGUAUAAAUGCUAUCUUAUCAAAGACUUUUAAAAUAUAUUUUAAGGUUUAGAUCGUUAAGAAUUAUAUCGUAGACACGAGUUGAAUAAAAACGACGUCGGAUUACGAGUUGCAACUCCACACCCUGACUGGUUGAGGUAAUUUGAGAACAUUAACUACUCUCGAGAGAUCUAGUACAAAAUUAAGUUAAUCUAUGUGUAGAGCAUUCAAAUGGAACACAUGAUAAAAAAAAAGAAAAGGACUUUGUUGACAUAAUUUGUUACUUCGUGUAAUCUGUGUUUACGAAUGUCUUUGGAUAUAAAUUGAACAGAAUAAAGCUAUUUUACAUACCGAUUGUUUUUAUAUUGCAUACAGGUAAAAAAUAGGCUGAUUUGCUAAUUUGCAAAGCAAAUUAAUUCGGGGAAACUGUUGCGACAACAAUAAUAGAACAAUACAGAUUUAAUUUUUACUGAUAUUUUUAUUACAAUUAAAACGUGAUCAGUCAUUUUAUAAACGAUACAACCGCUUGAACCCAACAACUCAAAUAUUGCGUUACGCUGAUUGAAGAUAAAUUCGCUGCGUAAAAACGAUUUUUUUUUUUAUAGAAUUCAUUAGGUUGACAGAUUACAAUUUGAUAGAUUGUACGCAAUAAUGCGUGUAUAAAAUUAUUUUUUUCUCUGAAUAUUGUUCGAACUAGACAGUCUUUUUAUUUUACUAUCGAAUGACAAUGUUAAUCUCGAAAACCUCUUGUACAUGUACGGACAUUUUGCGAGUAAUGAAUAUGUAUAACUCACUGACUGAUACUUGUGUAUUGCUUUUUAUGAUCAAGCUAAAUAAUUUUUGCUGUACGAGCAAGUACUUGCAUAGCGUGUCCAAUAAACUUGGAAAAUACAGAUUAUCUUCUUCGUCAACACAUUGAAAUAGCCUCUCAAUGAGAGAUGCUUCAUUCAUUUCAAGAAAUGGCCGUGCAUGAAAUCCAAAUCUUAUGAAGUCUAGAACAAAAAUUAACCUUGAUGAUUUUUUAAUAAAAAAAUUUAAUGUUAA